AUGGAGUCAGACAUCGUGCCCGCGACUAUCCACGCGUGCUCGUCGCGCAUCAUGCCAACCUCAUCGGCUGCGGAGAACGAUCGGGACCCGAGCGCGGGGCCCACGUGGACUAGAAAGACCUUGACCAUCUGGUUCUUGUUAAGCACGGCCAGCUCGUCGCUGAGCAUGUGGGCCCCGCCGGCGGACGGAGGCGCGGCCACGGUGUCGGAAAGUGCGAUUCUGGCGUCCCGGAAAACGGACGCGAGGGCCCGAGCUUGGGCCGAGUCGUCUAGGGAAGCCCGCAUAAGCAGCAAACUGCCUCACGAUUCUCUGAGGGCGCGAUGCGACGGCCGUGCUCCCCAUUAUCGCUUUACUGGUGGUCGCGGCCGUGACUCUGUCGCCCUCCUUUUCCUAGUGGCGAGAUGUGACGGCCGAGAUCUCCUCAACCGUGCUCCCCGAUGUGGUCGCGGUCGUGACUCCCUCGACGCUGCUUUCGGCGUUGCCUGCGACCUUAAAGCUGGCGAUUCCCUCAAUGGUCUCAACGCCUGCGAUACCCCCUCAGCCGUGCUCCCCGAUAUGGUCGAAGCCGUGACUCCCUCGACGCUGCUUUCCGCGUUGCCUGCGACCUCAAAACUGGCGAUUUCCUCAAUGGUCUCAACGCCGGCGAUUCCCCCAAUGGUGGUUCCAGUCCCAGGAAAUCAGAUCUUGAGAUGCAGCUUACAUUAA
This is a messenger RNA of Striga asiatica, 705 nucleotides long. Lineage: Eukaryota; Viridiplantae; Streptophyta; Magnoliopsida; Lamiales; Orobanchaceae. The record is from the annotation of a GenBank genome assembly.